CGUGUUAUGCUGAUGACGCUGUAUGACCGGCGCGAAGAUGGCUGCGGUGUGUGCUGGGAUCCGAAUGAUGGAAGCUGCGGUCACCGGUCUCAUGGACCGGGACCUAAGUGAGGGAGAACUGGGAGAGGCGAUCCAGGGCAUCCGAGAACAUGGUGCUCUGCGGGUUGAGGGUUCGUCGGCUGCGCUCUCUGGUCUUCUUAGUUGCUGUAGCUCACGUCUGAUGUCAGCAAGUACACGAAUUGAGGGGCUUUCACUCUUGUCUCUGGUAGUUGAAGAGUCUCCCACAGAUGUUUUUCAAACCCACUGUGUGUCCUGGAUCCGAAAUAUCCUGCAGGUCAUUCAGUCUCAGGACCCUCCACGUGUGAUUGGCUUGGCUGUCUUUGUCCUGCGCUCUCUGCUUGCUCAUUCCUCCGCUUUACCUGAAUUAUCUAGAGAGGUUUCAACCAACCAGAUCCCUGGAUUGCUUACCUCGCUUUUAGGCCUGAGACGCCAGUGCCUGAUCCCAGCUUUGGAAGGAAUCAGAUCGUGUCUAAUCUCCUAUCCACGAGCUUGUGGCUCCCUGCGGGGGAAACUCACCGUGUUUUUCCUGAGUCUCCUGGAUGCUGAAAAUGUCCAAAUUCAAGAGCUGGCCUGUCAGUGCUUCUCUCUCCUCCCAUCCCUCGGAUCAGGUUUCUCUCAGGGAGUGAAACACACAGAGAACUGGGAACGACAAAUCCAAAGUGUCUUGUGCUCUUUACACAGUGUUUUCAAACAGCUUUAUCAGGGAGCCGAGACUGACUCGGCAAGAUAUGAUGGUCCUGGUACUGAGCUGGAAUUGCCGCCCCUGGCUGAAGAUGGAGCUCACAAUAUUCUACAGCUUUUGAGGAGAUUUACAGCCCUUGGACAGUGUGUGUGUCUGCUGCUGAGGGAUCCAUUCCCUUCUCCAGUUCGUGUUCCAGUUUCUGACAUUCUUAGUCUCGUCUGCAGAGCAGUAAACGUGAGCCCGAAAAACCUGAGUUGGCAGGGGGAGGAGUCUCUAAAACUGCUUUUCCUGCCACGGAUCCAGAAGAGCAUUUUGGAUAUCUUGGAUGCCCUAAUCAUAGCGUGUGGACCUCGACUGCUGUCGUUCUCUUCUGUGAUCUGCAGAUUGUUCCCUCAGCUGCUUAGUUCCUGGGCUGCCGUGAGAGGGGCAGGUGGCAUGCCAGCAGGGCACGAGAAGCCGUACAGCUCCCUACGUGGGUCUGUAUACCAUGUGCUGGAGAGAUGGGUGACAGUGUGUGGAGUGUCUUCUGGUGUCAUGCAGGGCCCUGCUCAUCAUUCUGACGUGCUGCUGGCACACCUCCUGAGUGACAUCACACCAACCACAGAAUCACUCAAGAUUUCUGGGUUUGUACAGCAUGGUGCAAAGAAGCAGAAGGUCUCGGAAAUUGCGGAUAGUGAUUUCCAGAACCACAGGAAGAGAGAUGUCAGCACUAACAGUGAGCUGUGUGCUGCAGCCCUGAGAGGUCUUUGCUGUAUCAUUCUUCAUUGUGGAUCAUUAAUUAAAGAAGAUACUCACAGAAGGCUCCAGGAGUUAUCUAUCCCACUUCUGAUUCGUCUUCAGCAGGGCUCUGACAACUGGUUGGGUCCAUACUUUAGUAGCAAUUGUCGAAAGGAGCUUUACAGAUUGCUUCUUUGUUUGACAUUGACACCUUGCCCACGGCUUCCAGCUCCUCUGCACUGUGCUAUCAAGAUCUUCAGAGGAGGGGUCACUGAAGAAAGUUUGCAGGUCUCUCUGUUCUGCACAGAGGCUCUUGCUAUUUGCCGUGUCCUCAUUCAUCCUCGUGUCCCCUCCCUUCAGCGCCCAUUACCCACUCCUAGUCCACGGCCACCUCCUCAGACAGAAGAUGUUUCCAUUUUGCGACCUCCUGCUCCUCUACCUACGUUCCCUGUCACUCCUACAGCUAACCACCUGCCUGUCAGAGCUCCUGCUCCUCUGCCAAAUGAUGCCCCUUUAGCCCCUGCUGUACCCUCCCCUCCGCCAGAGGAGACAUUUGGGGGGAAAACACGGCGUGCUGUCUUCAUUCAUUAUGAGAAGGAGGAAGCAUCAGAUGUAGAGAUUUCAUUAGAAAGUGAUUCAGAUGAUAGUGUUGUUAUAGUUCCUGAGGGUCUCUUCACUAAGCCGCCUGCUAAAUCUGAACCCUCACCACCCUCUGCCAAACCUCCACAAGAGGAACCUGCAGAGCUCCCUGCACAAACUGUGGUCCCACCUCCUAUUACUGCCCCUCCACCACCUUGUGUUGUGCCUGCUCCUGUUCCUGCUCCACAGCUUCCUGCUGAAAUUCCACCUCAGCAACCCCCAGAGGGCACCAUGACUGUGAUUAAUAUAAACAGUAGUGAUGAUGAGGAGGGAGAAGAGGAGGAGGAGGAGGAAGAAGGGGAGUAUGAUGAAGAAGAAGAUUUUUAUGAUGAAGAGGAGGAAGAUUUGGAAGAACUAGAGGAAGAGUAUGAUGAGGAUGAAGAAGGUCUUACAGAAGAGGAGGAGGAAGAUCUGGAAGAGGAUGGAGAGGAUGAUGAAGAAGAGGACGAGGGAGAGGAUGAGGAAGGACUAAUGCAUGAAGAGCUGCAGAUGGGUUGUGUUUCAGAGGAGUUAGAUGAGUGUGUACAGCCUAUUAUUCAGAGUGUAGAGCCUAUUAUUCAGAAUGUUGAGCCUAUGAUUCAGAAUGUAGAACCUAUGAUACAGGUGACAGAACCUGUUAUUCUGGAAGCAGAACCUGUUGUUCAGGCAACAGAACCAGAAGAAGGGCCUCCUAGGUUGUCUCCUGUGCAGGAGGAAGAUGCAGGUGACACUGGACUGCUUAUGUUAGUGGAAAGUGAGGAGCAGGAGGCAACUGGGGAGGAGCCGCAGGAUAGAGCACCAGAAACAGAGACUGCAGAGAGCCCACCUCCACCUCCUGUUCUUACACCCCCACCACCUCCAGCACUUCCCCUUGAAACUGACAAUAGCACUGGUCCCCAAACUGAACCCUUAAAUGAACCUGGAAUAACCCCAGCCAAAGAAGAACCCGAGAAAGAGAAGGAAGAACGAGAGCCCGAAAAGGCAAAGUCUGAAGAGAUAGAGGAUGGAGUUGUUGAAGCAGAUGCAGACACUAUGUUGGCAGACUUUGUUGACUGCCCUCCAGAUGAUGAAAAGCCCUCCGAGCGAGACACCUGAUUUCACAACACGUUUUCAGCAGUCCAGUCCUUUGUCUACGCAGAGGACACAGCAUUUCCCACUUGUAAUAUAUUAAACCAUUACCUGACAGCACCUACCUUGCACUUCACACACACAAGUAAUAAGCCACACACACCUCACAGCUAGUUGAACAUACUGGACUAUCUUCUCAAACACAUUUAAAGUGCCAUCUUCUUCAGUGACAGCAUGUCUUUACAAAUAUCAUUCCAAACGUAUCUAUAAAACAAUCUCUUUAGUUAUAGCUAAAUAAUGCUGCCCUCACUCUACAGAGCUAGAUGUGACAUGGACUUAUCAUAGAUAAGUUUGUCCUAUUUGUCUUUAUUUUGUGGGAUUUUUUUUUCGUUUUGUUUUCUCAAUAAAACAAAAAUGUAAAGAA
Messenger RNA from Bombina bombina (fire-bellied toad), 3569 nucleotides. RefSeq names its product proline, glutamate and leucine rich protein 1 (gene PELP1). NCBI's taxonomy places the organism in Eukaryota, Metazoa, Chordata, Amphibia, Anura, Bombinatoridae. Bases 23 to 3172 code for a protein of 1049 amino acids. Gene Ontology annotation, cellular component: nucleus. Gene Ontology annotation, biological process: rRNA processing. The record is from RefSeq and is a predicted model, not a curated record. The transcript is spliced from 17 exons.